Messenger RNA from Racocetra fulgida, 187 nucleotides. Lineage: Eukaryota; Fungi; Glomeromycota; Glomeromycetes; Diversisporales; Gigasporaceae. The record is from the annotation of a GenBank genome assembly.
AUGAAUGAAGGCGACCAGAACACGAUAAAGAGCCCAUACCUGAUUGAUCCUGGAGAACCCCCACCUGCUGAUAUGGAUGAAAGUUUUGAUGAAAUCCGUCGUGGAUCUUGCUAUCGAAAUGAUACUGAUCUUGAAGUUGGAAGGAAGAAAGUGGAUACCAAGGAUGUUGAUAAAGAUAAAGAAGAUU